Talpa occidentalis (Iberian mole) is the source of this 1120-nucleotide messenger RNA. RefSeq names its product NEDD8 ubiquitin like modifier (gene NEDD8). Gene Ontology annotation, biological process: modification-dependent protein catabolic process; protein neddylation; regulation of proteolysis. The record is from RefSeq and is a predicted model, not a curated record. Gene Ontology annotation, cellular component: cytoplasm; nucleus. Gene Ontology annotation, molecular function: protein tag activity; ubiquitin protein ligase binding. Bases 564 to 857 code for a protein of 97 amino acids. Lineage: Eukaryota; Metazoa; Chordata; Mammalia; Eulipotyphla; Talpidae. The transcript is spliced from 5 exons.
UCGCGCGACCCCGCAAAGGCUUCUGGGUCACAGAAAUAAGCUCGGCUAAUUGCCGGCGAGUCCGAUUAGUCCAGCAAUGGCAGCUUCCGGGGGGGCCUUGUGGGUAACCAAGUUCACACACUGAGGUUGCCGUUAGAGCUGAGGCACUGGGGACUACAACUCCCAGGGUGGAACGCGCGGGACGGCCCUUUGGCCUAAGAGUUCGCUCAGCCCCUUUCCACGAGCCCGGGCUCGCCAGGGACUCUGAGACUCGCGGGAGGGUCACCUCUGCCGUAACUAAGCUGACCGCCUUCUUUUCACUCACGACGCCAUUGAAGCGAAACGUGGAGCACUCCUGGGCCUUUCGGGAACGCGGUGGGAAGAAGGCCGGACUAGGGUGGGUGGGGCCAGAUCAUGACCCGGAAGCAGAACUGACUCCCGCAGGCAGAGUGCUGGGAAGCGGCGGCGGCGACCGCAGCGGUAGAAGCAGGAAUUUAUCUGUGUGCAGCCCCAAACUGGGAAGAAGAUGCUUAUUAAAGUGAAGCUGUAGUAUCUCAGCCCACCUUCAGGAAUCAAAGCUGGGAAUGUUACCGGGCAGCACCCGCCUUUCUGAGCCGGGCAUCCUGGACCAGCCUCACUUCUUGACUGAGACGCUGACGGGAAAGGAGAUUGAGAUUGACAUUGAACCCACAGACAAGGUGGAGCGAAUCAAGGAGCGUGUGGAGGAGAAAGAAGGAAUCCCCCCACAACAGCAGCGGCUCAUCUACAGCGGUAAACAGAUGAAUGAUGAGAAGACAGCAGCUGAUUACAAGAUCCUAGGUGGUUCAGUCCUCCACCUGGUAUUGGCUCUGAGAGGAGGAGGUGGUCUUAGGCAAUGAUGGACCCUCCCUCCAUUUUACCUCCUUUACCCUGUCGGUCAGAAUGAGACAUCAUCUAUCCUCUCACAGCCUGGGACACCAGAGCCACUGACCCCUCUCCUGGAUGCCCAGUCUUGUGUGUCUACUGGUGGGAGACUGUGAGGACCCCAGGAUGCAUUGUUCCUGGCCCAAAAGGCCCUACCUGGCAAUUGGGUUUUAGUUUGCAGUCCUGUGUGCUUCCCUCUCAUGGCUAUGUCCCAUUGUCAAUAAAAUAUUUCUUGGCC